This is a messenger RNA of Labrus bergylta (ballan wrasse), 3071 nucleotides long. RefSeq names its product plasmalemma vesicle associated protein a (gene plvapa). The record is from RefSeq and is a predicted model, not a curated record. Gene Ontology annotation, biological process: positive regulation of cellular extravasation; regulation of vascular permeability. NCBI's taxonomy places the organism in Eukaryota, Metazoa, Chordata, Actinopteri, Labriformes, Labridae.
CAUCUCACAAAUUCUGAUCAAUUCUCAUGCUAUCAACACUGCACAGAGGAAACAUCUGGGCUUUUGUUGGAGAAAAACACACAAGCUUUCCAGGAGACAGACUCUGAAAGACUGGACUGAGAUAAUUCUGCUUUGUUUUAUCUUUUGGAUCUGUUGGCUUGCAGAGUGCUAGGGAGGACCGUUUCUAUCCUGAGAUUCAGGCAUCAACGCUAUUUGAACCUGGCUGGCUGCUCAUAGUAUUCCUCAAGUCUCGGUCUGCAUCUUACACCUCCACUUUUUGACCCUCCAUCAAGACCAAUGUACAGCAGUGGAUACUCCCAUGUCUCUAAGUACAGCCAGGAGGCCAGAAAGAAGAUGAAGCACCGCUCAAAAGGAAAGAGCUGCGGCUACUACAUGCGCAUCGUCUUCUUCUUCUCUUCGCUCAUCCAGUCUCUGAUCAUAGUUAGCCUUGUGCUCUUUCUGAUCUACGGGAAGGAUCAAGACUCAGCAUCAACGUCACGCAUCCACCACCUGGAGGAGAGCUUCAGCAGUCUCUCCAUUGAGAAUGUGGCUCUGAAGCAGCAGAGGAAGAACCUGACCACCUUUCUCAAUGCCACCCUGAUUGAAAAGGCCCGCAACGACUGGGACCUUGCCAAACUGCGAGAAUACACCAACGUCUCAGUAAUCCUUAUCCAAGAUAUGCAAAAGAGGCUGAUGUCAUGCAAUGGAGAAUUGAUGACUUGUAAGAUGCGGUCUACCACAUUCCAACCACAGCCUUGUUUUGAUUGUAACUGUGGGCCACUGAUGGAACAGAUGAGAGCCAAGCUUCAGCUUGAGCAGGCCAACUUCACUCAAACAGUACAGAGGAUGAGGAUGGACAUGGAACAGACUGCCAAAGACAGAGACAAAAUUACCUUGGAAGCCAUCCAUCUGAGGAGAGAAAUAUCAACACAUGAAAAGGAGGUGGAGCAUUUCAGACAGAAAUGCAAAGAUGACUUUAUCCAGUCCCUGAGUGGUGUCUCCAGUGUCUCCAGCGCUUUCCUACAGAAGAUCAACUCCCUCUUCCCCUCGCACAUUGCCUUCCAGCUCACCUGUCCCAAACAGAGAGAACACCUGGAGCAAAUCCGCACCAAUUGCUCCAGCCUGUCCAGAGAGGUGGAGGACAGGUUCCAGCGUUACCUGAACAGCGUGGGAGACCAGGUGUCAAGCAUCCAGGCCGAAAGCAGCCGCAUGAAGGCAGAGAACUGGAGACUGUCUGAUGACUAUCGCUGGUGCAGCCAGAACCGUACAAGCCUGAUCCAACAGAACAAAAAUAACCAAGACAAGCUUCAGCUGAAACAUGAUCAGGAGAAGGAGAAACUUCUGAUGGACAAGAUGACGCUAAAUGGAAAGAUUGAACUCCUGGAACACGAUGCCAACUAUAAAAGUAAAUCGGUUCAGCACCUUUUAGAGAAAAUCAAGGUGCUCAACAUGUCCUGCAUGUUCAAGCAAGGGUUCCCCACAUUUCCAGCAGGCACACACCAAGGUCGAAUUUCAAAUCCAUUUGGGAUGGGUUCCCCCUCUCAAUUUGAUAAGCCAGGGUCAGGGUCCAGUUCAAGCUUUGGUUCAUCUGGGUCAGCAUUCAACAAGCCAGUAUCAACUGGGUCAGGCUAUUCCCUCUUAGGGUCAGGUAGCUCCACUGGGUUUGGAUCCAAUAAGCCUGCAUCAACUGGGUUAGGUUCUUCUAGCUCAUCUGGUUCGUCCCUUUUUGGGUCAGGUAGCUCCACUGGGUUUGGAUCCAAUAAGCCUGCAUCAACUGGGUUAGGUUCUUCUAGCUCAUCUGGUUCGUCCCUUUUUGGGUCAGGUAGCUCCACUGGGUUAGGGUCCAAUAAGCCUGCAUCAACUGGGUUAGGUUCUUCUAGCUCAUCUGGUUCGUCCCUUUUUGGAUCAGGUAGCUCCACUGGGUUAGGGUCCAAUAAGCCUGCAUCUACUGGGUCAGGCUCUUCUAGCUCUUCUGGUUCGUCCCUUUUUGGGUCAGGUAGCUCCACCGGGUUAGGAUCCAAUAAGCCUGCAUCAACUGGGUCAGGCUCUUCUAGCUCAUCUGGUUCUUCCCUCUUUGGGUCAGGUAGCUCCACCGGGUUAGGAUCCAAUAAGCCUGCAUCAACUGGGUCAGGCUCUUCUAGCUCUUCUGGUUCUUCCCUCUUUGGGUCAGGUAGCUCCACCGGGUUAGGAUCCAAUAAGCCUGCAUCAACUGGGUCAGGCUCUUCUAGCUCAUCUGGUUCUUCCCUCUUUGGGUCAGGUAGCUCCACCGGGUUUGGAUCCAAUAAGCCUGCAUCAACUGGGUCAGGCUCUUCUAGCUCUUCUGGUUCUUCCCUCUUUGGGUUAGGAUCCAAUAAGCCUGCAUCAACUGGGUCAGGCUCUUCUAGCUCUUCUGGUUCUUCCCUCUUUGGGUCAGGAUCCAAUAAGCCUGCAUCAACUGGGUCAGGCUCUCCUAGCUCAUCUGGUUCUUCCCUUUUUGGGUCAAGCAGCUCCACUGGGUCAGGAUCAAGUAAGCCUGCAUCAACAAGUAAAGGUAGCUCAUCCAGCUCUGGCACAGGUUGGUUUGGGUUUGGAGGCAGUAGCUCAGGACAAAGUAAGACAGGAAGUGGAACAGGGAAAGAAACAUCAAGUGGAAGUGGUUCAUCAUUCGGAUCAGGAAGAACUAGUAGUUUUGGAGGUGGCUCAGUCAAUGUUGCUCAACACCUUAGGGACCUGCAACACCUCAUCAACCCUUCCGCCUCUGAGGAGAAACAAGAUCUCUCCAGGAUGUUGGGUUAGUCAUCUGGAUGAGAAAAAACAAACCAUGAAGGAGUUUUAUAUGCUGCAUUUUUAACACACAUCUAAAUGAACGCUCCUCAUAUUGUGUUAACAUAUUGUAUCAGAUGAGAUGCUAUAAACUGUGACAGCUUAUACUCCAGUCAGCAUUUAGUAAUUUGAAUUACUUAAGCACUUUUGAAUGUAAAAUGUGAAUUUUGUGUAAGGAUUUGUUUUUUUAUGCAACUUUGUAUGAAUAUGCACACAUUGUAUUUUUUCAUUGUUGAUACAUUGAAAUUAAAGGCUUUGAUAGGACUGAA